AUGUUGGGCCGAACCUUGAGCCGCGAGUCCAUACCCUUGCCCUCUGCGAGAAAGUCAUCAAGCGGCUCCGUGUCCUUUGCCAAGCAGAAGAAGAGGAACAAGAUCAAGGCCAAUGAGAAGGAGGAGACCAAACUGCAGGCCAAGCGAAAGGCGUCGCUGGCGUCAAAGUUGAAGGUGCUGUCGAACAGGCUCGAGUCGCGCGCGCAAAGGGUCGAGGAGGAGGCCGAGCGGGCCAAGGAGAACCUGCACCUACACUUCACCACGCUCGAGGCCGCCCUGUGCCGUGCCCUGCGCGAGCGCCAAGCCGAACUCGCCGCCCAGAUCGACGACGCUGCCGACGAUCGCUGCGCCACUCUGCUCCAGCACCGCGCCGAGGCGUCGUCGUUGUCGCUCAAGCUGCACUUCACCGACGCCAGCGACCGAGAGGAGCUCGUGGAGAAGGCCAAGAAGUGUCACAGCGUCGGGAAGCGGCAGGCCGGGUCCAAGCAGCGGGUGGAGGUGGUCCUCGACGCCUCUCUCGCCCGACGACUCGAGCAAUCCCUCCGCGCCCACGGCACCGUCAACUCCGGCUCAUGA
Molecule: messenger RNA, 576 nt
Organism: Acanthamoeba castellanii str. Neff
Lineage: Eukaryota; Discosea; Longamoebia; Acanthamoebidae
Exons: 5
Coding region: 1-576 (191 amino acids)
Source: RefSeq, a predicted model, not a curated record